AUGGCCCCAUAAAUAAGGUGUAGAAAAAAGGGAGCGCCAACACUUGCCGUUCAACGAAGGUUCUCCUUUUGUUUUCUUUUCUUUUAUUUUGUCCACUUCCUCACGAGCGAAACUCCCGAAUAGGGGGAAGACGAAAUUUACGCGGCACGCGGCUCUUCAGUCCACUCUGUCACGCUGUCCCCGGGACGCGCGCGCGCGCUUCCCGUACCUCUCUCCUUUAUUCUUCGUCCCGCGACGUCUCGAAGGCUCGCGAGCACUUUCCACACGCUUUUAAUUAUUAUCAUUCUAUAUACUUAAUCUCAGCACAACAAGAAUGGUCAUGGGAUCGACAGAGACACAGUGGCGUCAGGCAGAGCUCCCGCAGCUACAGGGCUGGGCAGAGAAGGGAUUGCUGACACAGCCAAAGAUGAUAAUUAGCAACAUAGAGCCUCAGGUCACAAACGGGCCGAACACCACCACAGCCAACGGGCCAUCAAGCAACAGCCGCAGCUGCCCUUCCCCCAUGCAGACUGGCGGUUCCACCGACGACAGCAAAACUAACCUCAUUGUCAACUACCUGCCCCAGAACAUGACCCAGGAAGAGUUCCGCAGCCUGUUUGGGAGCAUCGGGGAGAUCGAAUCCUGCAAGCUGGUGCGGGACAAGAUCACAGGACAGAGUUUGGGCUACGGCUUUGUCAACUACAUAGACCCAAAGGAUGCAGAAAAAGCCAUCAACACAUUAAAUGGACUCAGACUUCAAACCAAAACCAUCAAGGUGUCAUAUGCACGGCCCAGCUCAGCCUCCAUUCGGGAUGCCAACCUCUAUGUUAGCGGCCUUCCCAAGACGAUGACCCAAAAGGAGCUGGAGCAACUGUUCUCUCAGUAUGGCCGCAUCAUCACGUCUCGCAUCUUGGUGGACCAGGUCACAGGCCCCUCAGGCGGCUCGCGGGGCGUGGGGUUCAUCCGCUUUGAUAAGAGGAUAGAGGCGGAGGAGGCCAUCAAGGGGCUCAACGGACAGAAGCCCUCGGGGGCGGCCGAGCCCAUCACAGUCAAGUUCGCCAAUAACCCCAGCCAGAAGACUAGCCAGGCUCUGCUCUCCCAGCUGUACCAGUCCCCCAAUCGCCGAUACCCAGGACCGCUGCACCACCAAGCCCAGAGGUUCAGGCUGGACAAUUUGCUUAAUAUGGCCUAUGGCGUAAAGAGGUUCUCCCCCAUAACCAUUGACAGCAUGACCAGCCUAGUGGGCAUGAACAUCCCUGGCCACACAGGGACAGGCUGGUGCAUCUUUGUCUACAACCUGUCCCCCGAUUCAGACGAGAGCGUCCUGUGGCAGCUGUUUGGGCCCUUCGGGGCCGUCAACAAUGUCAAGGUUAUCCGCGACUUCAACACCAACAAGUGCAAGGGCUUCGGCUUCGUAACCAUGACGAACUACGACGAGGCGGCCAUGGCCAUCGCAAGCCUGAAUGGGUACCGAUUGGGUGACCGCGUCUUGCAAGUUUCCUUCAAAACCAACAAAACCCACAAAUCCUGAACCCCACAGAUCAUAAAAGAAAAACCCAUUCACUACCACUACCACCACCCAACAGCCGCCCAACACUGCAACUUCAAACAGGAGAUCAAACAGCAAACCGAACUGAAAAUGGCUUAUAAUAUAACUUUGGACCUAUAAGCCAACGUUGCCUAAGUAUUACAAAAUUUAAAAGAGAAAAAAAUUGUCACGAUUUGGAAAACCUGUAGUACUGCAGGCUUUCUGUUGUAUAUUUUUGAGUUGUUGCUGUUGUUUUGUUUUUCUCUUCUCUGUAUACAGUAGCAAAACCAGUUCCCCAUAUUUCAAAGAAGAGAAUGUCCUUUUCUUAAAAUUCUAUUUUUUUGCUCUUGAUUUAUUUUUUAAAUCCGGAUCCACUGUCCUUAGAAUAAUGCCUCCCUUGGAAACGUAGGGAGGGGGCUCUUUUUAAAAUAAGUGACCGUUCAUUCAUUUUCCGUGGUAUAUGAGUACCCCCAUUUAAAGUAGAAGGGAUAAAGCAAACAUUUUUGCUCUGAUGCAGAAAAUAAAGAAUUUCUAGCAUUUUUUGCUUUGUAUUACAAACAAAAACACAUGUCUUUCCUCACUGGGGACUGGGAGAAGGGGAGAGGGAAGGGAUGGGUGCACUUUCCUGAUGACAUGAUACGUCAAGUGAUUUAAAAAAAAAAACACUGUUGCCAAAGAGAAAA
Scleropages formosus (Asian bonytongue) is the source of this 2190-nucleotide messenger RNA. It is a transcript of the gene elavl4, whose product is annotated as ELAV like neuron-specific RNA binding protein 4. The transcript is spliced from 8 exons. NCBI's taxonomy places the organism in Eukaryota, Metazoa, Chordata, Actinopteri, Osteoglossiformes, Osteoglossidae. Bases 314 to 1510 code for a protein of 398 amino acids. Gene Ontology annotation, cellular component: ribonucleoprotein complex. Gene Ontology annotation, molecular function: RNA binding. The record is from RefSeq and is a predicted model, not a curated record.